This is a messenger RNA of Anisakis simplex (herring worm), 279 nucleotides long. The record is from the annotation of a GenBank genome assembly. Lineage: Eukaryota; Metazoa; Nematoda; Chromadorea; Rhabditida; Anisakidae.
AUGUCGUCUCGCGGUCGUGACAAGACCGGUGGUAACACCGAACCAAUGCCAUUCGUUCGUAAAUUUGGAGCCGCCGCAGCGGCGGCCGCAGCAUCGGGUGAAUCAACCGCAUCGUCGGGGGCAACUGAUAAUAAGUCGUCAGCCAUUGAAAGUGGUCAGUUUUCAGUAAAUCAUUUACAGAUUCAUGACGAUUGCGAAUGUGGAAGUCCACGGGGAUAUAUGUUUGUUUAUUUCAGUACUACCUGGGAGAAGUUAAGAGCGAAGUUACUUUCAUUGUAG